AAGGAUGUUGAAUAGUUAAAUUUCAAAGCGAAAACUAAAAGGGCAAGUGGCGGGCGACCAGCAUAAUGGUUUUGUAUGUUGACUGAAAUCAGUGUUGAAUGUAAAGUCGACGUAUCGAAUCCUAACAGUGGCUUAUAUUUUAAUUCUCUGUUUUGGACUCCUCGGAUCGUUUUGAGGGUUUGUUUGGGUCGUUUUAAAAAGGAAGGUGGCAAAGAUGUAAUUUUCAAAAAAUUGGAGGGGUAGCUUGGUCAUUUCGUGGGUCCGGGUAUAUGGAUCGUUUUUGGGAGAAACCCUAGCCGCUUUGCUAUGCAGAUCGGCCGCCUCCCUCAAUCACUCUCUCUCUCUCGUUUUCUCUGUAACCCCAGAAAUCGACGCCCUUCCUCUGAAAACGACAGACAAAAGAAAACCGAAAAAUGCCUCUGAUCUCCCACUCCUCGCACCUCUAUGCUCUCAUCGCUCUCUGGAUCCAUCUUUCCCUCUUCUGUUCGACUCUUCUUCUCACCCCUUCUUUCCCUUUUCUGGUAAUGACGACGACAAAGGAAAAAGAAGGGAAAACGACGGCGGCGACGAGAAACAGUGAAGAUUGUCCCGGCGGCGAAGGUGAGAUGGUUUUCGAGCAUGAGGAGCAAGGAAGAAAAGCAAAACGACAACGACGAGGGAGAAACAACGGUGGUGGACACCGGUGAUGACGAUCGAAUGACGACAAAGGUAAUAGUUUCAUUUGGGGUUUGCAUGUCGUUUUUGGGUUUUCAUUUGGCGAUUUUGAUUUAUUUGGAUUUAGGGUUCUGACUGUGUUUUUUAAUUUGAUUUGUUGAGGUCUGAUUUAUAGCAGAAGGAGAGGCAGACAAGUGAAGGAAGAAGAGACCGCUGCCAAUAAAUCUAUGUUUCGUCGGCGGCGUCAACAGUGGCGAGGUUGACACCAACCACCCAAGUGUUUUUAUCGCAAAGGCCGAAAUGAAUACCACCUAUGUGUCCUUCACCGCGUGGUGUUGCUGGCAGCCACUGUAUUCUGCUAUGCUAUACUUGUGGGGUUCAAGAAAUUGUGGCACCAGGGAAGUAAUGAAUAGGCGCAGAUGAAAGUGAAACCCCUAAACUGGAAGCAAACUUGCCCAGUGGCAGUGGGUGGUGGUGAAAAGAUCUGCUGUGCCAGCCCACCUAUAUGGGUUAAAGUAUUGAAAUGAGAAGACAACCAUGAAUAGCUUCAUCCUCUGUUCACGAAGGAAGGAAGGAAGGAAGGAAAAUAGAAGAGAAGGGAAAUUUGGAGGGGAGGAAAAUGCGGAGGAAAAAUUGGAAGGAAAUGAAAGUGUUGUUUUAUGAAGAAAAGUGGGGAAAAGUAGGAGAGAAAAGUAUAUUGGAAAGUGGGAUAGAUAUAUUAUUUUAUGGUUAUAUAAUAGUAAAAUAGUUUAGUUAUAUGUUAUAGUAUUUUCUUUACUUAUGAAUAGUGGAUUAAAUUUAUUAUUUUGCU
Messenger RNA from Linum trigynum, 1465 nucleotides. The record is from the annotation of a GenBank genome assembly. NCBI's taxonomy places the organism in Eukaryota, Viridiplantae, Streptophyta, Magnoliopsida, Malpighiales, Linaceae.